Aureobasidium subglaciale EXF-2481 is the source of this 2307-nucleotide messenger RNA. RefSeq lists its product as uncharacterized. NCBI's taxonomy places the organism in Eukaryota, Fungi, Ascomycota, Dothideomycetes, Dothideales, Saccotheciaceae. The record is from RefSeq and is a predicted model, not a curated record. The transcript has 3 exons. The coding region runs from base 382 to 2157 and encodes 591 amino acids.
GCGCCGCCGUUCUUCCUCUGACCUCGACAAACGGCCCAAGCGCUAUCAGAUCGCCCAGUAUUCUCUUUGCAAUCGGUUGCCGUCAUCGAACAAACUACCGCGCAAUUCCCCUGCUUCUUCACUCAGAAGCGUCGAAAGCCAGCACCAGCUGCUGUGCAACAACGGCCAGGUACAGCUUCUCCGCGUCCAACGAACGCUUCCGCUUCAAGGGCCCGCUUUUUUUUGUUCCAUGCCCACCCGGGUGCUCAUGUUAUCUUUCAUGAGCUAUAAAAACAGCUUCAAUUGCUCUUAAGACUCAAAUAACUGUCUGCUGUGUAAGUCGUUCUUUUUCGCCUUUCUUUCCGAUUUCGUCCCAUCGCAUUGUGCUCACGCUCACCCCUUAUGCCAACCACUUUCACUCCUUCACACGCUGCCUUCUUCCUGCUGGAAGGACUCGGCGCUAUGAAGCGUUCAUAUUCUGGGCCCUCACCAGACCCGAGAGUCCUGCCAAGGAAGAUCGGUCGAUUUGACCAACAUACUGCUUAUGCAGCUAAUCUAAUUAAUGGACACUCGACUGCGUCCAAUCCAAGCUCAAGACGGUCGUCCACGUCUCAGGCCAAUGGUCAGGAUCAACCUGGAUAUACUACACCAGCACACACCAUUGCAGGAGUUCCGAAAGCUCUUGAGAGCUUCAUCCUAGCGAUCUCCAAGCACAAUCAAAGUGUCCAGCAUCUGAGAAACACUCAGUCAGAUUUCGAUCAAAUGCUUCCACGCUAUACAGACUUUCCAGGUCUUGGAACACAAAAGACCAACAGACUGAGCCAAGCAAAGAUGGAUUUCGAAACGACAGAAGCCGAAACUGCUCAAGCUACAAAGCUUCUUAUAGAGGUGUUGCAAGGCUACUUUCCAGAACAAGACUCGAAAUCUCACCAACACCAAGAUUGUAUUUCUCGCUCAGAGUUCGAGAGCUUCAAGAAACAUCACCACGAGAAAAAUCAUGGGAUGGAGGUCAAAAUUGCCGCAAUGGAGGAAGACGCCGAUACUGAAUAUCAGUACGCUAAGAAGUCAGAACAGCGUAUCACCCAGCUCGAAGAACGCAUGACCAAACUCGAAGAUCUUGACCGGAAAACGAUUUCAACUGUGCAAUCAGCCGUGGAUACCAAUAAGUCGCUAUGCGAACAAUUCUCAAAAGAAAAAACUAGUUGCAGAACUCGUUGUUCUGAUCUAGAACGCGACAUGGGCAAAAUUCGGAACACACAUAGAGAGGUUCCACAGGCCGUGGAUACUGUUCGAUCGAGUAUCGAUCAGCAGAAGAUUCAAACAAAGCAUGAAGAGAUUUCUCGGAGAAUUGACUUGAAUGAGUCUAAGCUCGAAACAUUGCGGCAGAAGCUAGACGUCGAUAUCGCCACUAAGAUCAAACAGAAUUCGGAAACCACGCAGGACCUGAGAGAUCGAGUCGAGAAGUUCGGCCCUUCUAACACUCCGGUUACCGCUCCUGCCCCGUCCGAUCUUAGAAACAUCAUAUCAAGACUUGCUUCACACGAUCGGGCAAUCGAAAGGUUAGGCUUCGAAUUUAAGGAGAAAGACGACAUUCUCGUCGAGCAGCUAGAUGAAGCACAAACUGGUAUCGAUAAUCUUCAACUUAAAAUGGUCAAGCUACAGUCACAAAUAGUCAAGGCACAAACAAGCACUAGUCUUGAAGAGGACCUUGAAACUCUUCUGGCUUGGAAAGAUCUAAAGAUAAAGCUGAACGACUACGGAUUGCGCAUCACUGCUCUGGAUGAAGUCACAUCGCAACUGAAGGAAUCCAAUCUGAGUAUCAAGAGGGAAUUGGAGGCUUCAAAAGACGAAGUCAAGCAGGGGACAAUGCUUCCAGCAGACCUCAAGCCCCAAUUUGACCAUAUUACGCAGACGCUGGAAAACCACGUGGAUUUGCUUCAGAGACAUGAGACGCGCUUAAAUUCUGUCACCACGGACGAAUUAUUCAGGAUGAUGGAAAAUCAAUGGCGGACGGCCUACGGAGUUCCUGAGCAAUUGAGAGGACUCAUUGGUCGCCAGACCGAACUAAAGUCGGUCAUCAUGAAGUCCUACAACGAGCUGAGUAAAAGAGUCUUGGCCGUUGAGGGCAAAGCGACUAGUACCGACCAUCGACUGGAGCAACUUAUGAGAACCGUGUGAUAGAUUGCCAUACCAAGUCAGACACAUCGUCUUCCAGAAGAGGAAUAGCUUCACGUCAACACGGCGAUUGUUAUUAUUUUCGGAGCAGUAUACCCAGCAGAGCCAGUGGGCUCGAGAUGUAGCAUAGCAGCACACUUGAAUUAUCGCAGA